AUGAAAUAUGUCUUCAUAUUGUUUUUUAUGUUUCUCCAGGAUGUGAAUGCUGGCUGGAGUCUGGAGUACCCUCAGCUUUAUGUGCCAGGGCAGUUGAGUCAGUACUUCAGUAAACGUGCUUUCAUGAUGUGUGCACUUCACAGCUGUUACAGCUCUCUAGUGCUGUUCUUUGUGCCUUACGCUGCCACAUAUGACACGGUGAGAGACGAUGGCAAAGAUGGUGCAGACUAUCAGUCAUUCGCACUGAUUACUCAAACCUGUCUCACCGUCACUGUGUGUGUACAGUUGGGGCUGGACCUCUCAUACUGGACUGUUGUUAACCAUCUAUUCGUAUGGGGAAGUUUGGGAAUGUUCUUCAUAUUGACCUUCACCAUGUACACUGAUGGACUUUUCCGGUUACGUCCAUCUUCUUUUGCAUUCAUAGGAACUGCCCGAAAUUGUCUUAACCAGCCCAACGUGUGGCUGACUGUUGCAUUGACAGCUAUACUGUGUGUGCUGCCUGUGGUUGCUUACCGGUUCUUCUACAGCCAGAUCUCUCCUACCAUCAAUGACAAG
Messenger RNA from Sinocyclocheilus grahami, 555 nucleotides. RefSeq names its product phospholipid-transporting ATPase ID-like. Gene Ontology annotation, biological process: phospholipid translocation; Golgi organization. The transcript is spliced from 3 exons. The annotation marks the transcript as partial. The record is from RefSeq and is a predicted model, not a curated record. Gene Ontology annotation, molecular function: ATPase-coupled intramembrane lipid carrier activity. Gene Ontology annotation, cellular component: trans-Golgi network; plasma membrane. Lineage: Eukaryota; Metazoa; Chordata; Actinopteri; Cypriniformes; Cyprinidae.